UUUCACUAUCCAUAGUAAGCAGCAUUAUAACUCAUACUGUGUAUGACAACACAACUAUCUAUUAUCUUCCUGUAAGUCGGACAGUUUGUAAGCACCAGGCGGCAUUAUACGAAUGCAGAACAUAGAGAGGGAAAACCAUACACAGGACAUCCGACAAGUGAAAGUUCUGCAGAGCAACCGGAGACUAAGCAAGGGCUGCCAGCAGGCUAUAACCCAGGAGGCCGUGCCAACUUGCUAAGGUGAAGUAUAGGAAGAAGAGAUGGUGAGGACAGCCCGGGACGCCCUAGUGACCGCCCUGGAAAACUUGGAGAAGAAGGGACUAAAGAAGUUCAGGAACAAGCUGAAUGACUGGCCAAUCAAAGAGGGAUUUAGCAAGAUCCCAAGAGGCCAGCUAGAGGACAAAUGCCCUGAUGACGUUGCUAAUAAGAUCAGGGACUUCUACACGUUUCCCUAUGGGAUCCAGGUGGCCUUGGCUGUUCUAGAAGCUAUAGACGAGAAGGAAGUGGCGUCGGGACUCCUUGCAGACCUGAGAAAUGUGGAUGGCUUUGUGUUUGACCGAGCGAACUUAUCCUUGAGUGACCUGUAAAGUUACUCCUCUUCUCCCUGAACCCACCAGAGAGCACUUUGUGAUUGAACACCGGGGGGCUCUGUUAAGCCGGAUGUCCCUGGUGAGUCCGCUCCUAGACACACUUCUGCAGAGGAAACUGCUGACAUAUGAACAAUACGACGCUGUCCUCAGUAAGCCAACUAAUCAAGACAAGAUGCGAGAACUCUACAGCCAUGCCAGAUCCUGGGGGAACACAGACAAGGACAUGUUCUAUGAAGCCAUGAAGAAACAUAAUGCUCCUCUCAUCCGGGACCUGGAAAGUGCCUAAAGCUUUCCCCGAGUAAUAGUAAUGCAGCUACAGCGUCCUGUAUCUGCAGAGAUGUGCCGAGUGUCCCAUCACACUGUACAUUGGUGCCACCAUGGAAAUGCUCUAAUGGCCGAUACCACACAGCACAUUCCUCCUACGUGUCAUUCCACCUGGAAAUGCUCUAAUGGCCGAUACCACACACCACAGUCCUCACCAUUCCACCAUAAACAUCACAAUGGAAAGACAACAAGAUGGCCGAUAAUCCCUCUGUAUUUCUAUAAGCGACUGGGACAGUUACCUUACCUGAUAUAUCCCAUAACACGCCAAGUCUCAUGAAUCAGUAAUUAGCUAAUUAUUGCAAGGUUUUAACAUAAUUCCACACAAUGUGAAAAUGUAUGUUAUAGCUGCGUGGGAAAUAUUUCCUAUAUUGUCUUCAAACUUUUUACAAAAGAUGUAAAAUAAAAAUAAAAAAGACCUCGUACUGUA
Pseudophryne corroboree (corroboree frog) is the source of this 1340-nucleotide messenger RNA. RefSeq names its product pyrin domain containing 1 (gene PYDC1). Lineage: Eukaryota; Metazoa; Chordata; Amphibia; Anura; Myobatrachidae. The transcript is spliced from 4 exons. The record is from RefSeq and is a predicted model, not a curated record. Bases 260 to 586 code for a protein of 108 amino acids.